UGCCCGUGGAUUGGCCGGAAACAGGCGCCGCUGCGAGGCCCGCGGAAAACGCGCGCCGAGACGGGCUCCUGCGGUAUCAGUUCUUGCAGCUGGUGGCGGCGGCCGAGGCGGCAUGGAUCUCAGCGAGCUGGAGAGAGACAAUACGGGCCGCUGUCGCCUCAGUUCGCCUGUGCCCGCGGUGUGCCGCAAGGAGCCUUGCGUCCUGGGCGUCGAUGAGGCGGGCAGGGGCCCCGUGCUGGGCCCCAUGGUCUACGCCAUCUGUUAUUGUCCCCUGUCCCGCUUGGCAGAUCUGGAGGCGCUGAAAGUGGCAGACUCAAAGACCCUAUUGGAGAGCGAGCGGGAAAGGCUGUUUGCGAAAAUGGAGGACAGGGACUUUGUCGGCUGGGCGCUGGAUGUGCUGUCGCCAAACCUCAUCUCUACCAGCAUGCUUGGGCGGGUCAAAUACAACCUGAACUCCCUGUCACAUGAUACAGCCACUGGGCUUAUACAAUAUGCAUUGGACCAGGGCGUGAACGUCACCCAGGUAUUCGUGGACACCGUAGGGAUGCCAGAGACAUACCAGGCGUGGCUGCAGCAAAGUUUUCCCGGGAUUGAGGUGACAGUCAAGGCCAAAGCAGAUGCCCUCUACCCAGUGGUUAGUGCUGCCAGCAUCUGUGCCAAGGUGGCCCGGGACCAGGCCGUGAAGAAAUGGCAGUUCGUGGAGAAACUGCAGGACUUGGAUACUGAUUAUGGCUCAGGCUACCCCAAUGAUCCCAAGACAAAAGCGUGGUUGAAGGAGCACGUGGAGCCUGUGUUCGGCUUCCCCCAGUUUGUCCGGUUCAGCUGGCGCACGGCCCAGACCAUCCUGGAGAAAGAGGCAGAAGAUGUUAUAUGGGAGGACUCAGCACCCGAGGAUCAGGAGGGACUCAGGAAGAUCACAUCCUACUUCCUCAAUGAAGGGUCCCAAGCCCGUCCCCGUUCUUCCCACCGAUAUUUCCUGGAACGCGGCCUAGAGUCAGCAACCAGCCUCUAGCAGCUGCCUCUGCGCGCUCUACCUGCCUCCCCAACCCAGACAUUAAAAUUGUUUAAGGAGAACCACACGUAGGGGAUGUACUUUUGGGACAGAAGCGAGGUGGGAGUGUGCUCUGCAGCUGUGUCCAGCUACUUCCUUUUGGAACCUUAAACAGAAUGGGUGUUGGUUGAUUGAUUUUA
This is a messenger RNA of Nomascus leucogenys (northern white-cheeked gibbon), 1191 nucleotides long. It is a transcript of the gene RNASEH2A, whose product is annotated as ribonuclease H2 subunit A. Gene Ontology annotation, biological process: DNA replication, removal of RNA primer; mismatch repair. Lineage: Eukaryota; Metazoa; Chordata; Mammalia; Primates; Hylobatidae. Gene Ontology annotation, molecular function: RNA binding; RNA-DNA hybrid ribonuclease activity. Gene Ontology annotation, cellular component: ribonuclease H2 complex. The record is from RefSeq and is a predicted model, not a curated record.